UGUGUGGAGAGCGGUGUGGCGCUUGUAGAGGGAGGCGGAGGGAGUGCUUUACCGCAGUAUCACUACAUUUCUGCACCACUCAUCAAAACUCUGCGGCAUGCAGACAAGAGCUGGGGGGGAGGGCAGUCACUAGGUCUGUUCUGAGUGUGAAACUGCUACCUCUUCUGUUGGCCUACCAGUCCUUCAUAUAAUCUAGGCUACAGCAGUGCUUUUACUUUAUUUAUUUUCAUGCGGGCUCGUUGAGUGUUUAAGUCGACUUCUUUAAUGCCGGUCUUCUUCCUGUAGGAGCAGUGAUACGGCAGGGCUCUCUCUCUCUCCUUCUCUCUCCAUCCCUCUUGUUCUCUGCUGUCAGGGCAAAGUGCUUCAGCCCGGCGCUCAGUGUCAUCAGGCCGCUUUUAGUUGAGCUUUGGAGCAGUUCGUUAGAAAAUGGCAAAGGAUGGAGAAAAAAGCGAUUGGAAGGAGUUUCUAUGGAACCCGAGGACGAGGGAGUUUCUGGGCAGAACGGCGAGCAGCUGGGGCCUUAUUUUUCUCUUCUAUUUAAUUUUCUACACCUGCCUCGCUGGCAUGUUUGCUCUCACCAUGUAUGUCAUGCUGCAGACCCUGGACGAACACAGACCAACCUGGCAAGACAGGCUCUCCACACCAGGCUUGGUGAUUAGACCUCGGGCAGAUGACACCUUUGAAAUAGUCUAUACUAAAGAGGACACUGAGAGCUGGGACCUGUAUGCCCAGACAUUGGACAAGUUCCUUCAACCCUACAAUGAUUCCCUCCAAGCCCAGAAAAAUCACGAGUGCGCCCCAGACAAGUACUUCAUCCAGGAGGACAGCGGUGAGGUGAAGAACAACCCGAAACGAUCAUGUCAGUUCAACCGCACAGUCCUCCAGAGCUGCUCUGGAAUCGAUGACCGUUACUAUGGAUACAGAGAAGGCCAGCCAUGCAUCAUCAUCAAGCUGAAUCGGGUGAUUGGUUUGCUGCCAGGAAAGGAUAACCAGGCUCCGUAUGUCACCUGUGCUGCAAAGAAAUACAGAGUUGGCAAAGAUCAAUGGAAAGAUGACGCUGAUAAAAUUGGAGAGUUGAUUUACUUUCCUCCAAAUGGCACAAUCAACUCUAUGUACUUCCCUUACUACGGCAAGAAAGCGCAGGUGAACUACUCUCAGCCCUUGGUUGCAGUCAAGUUCCUCAACAUUACUCACAAUGAAGACGUGAACAUUGAGUGCAAGAUCAACGCCGAAAACAUUCCCGUUGGUGGUGAAAGGGACAAGUUUGCUGGGCGAGUGUCUUUCAAGCUGAGGAUCAACAGUAAAAACUAGGUUUACUCCCCCUCCUCCAACCCCACCCUAACCCUAACCCCCAACCCCACCAGCCUCAUCCCCCAAAACAUACUGUCUUCAUUCUCAGCAACACUGCACAUGCACAGAAAACAAAAAUCACAGUAUUCACACCCUUUGUAGGAUUUGUUUACACCCCCAACCCUUUCCAACCUCACCCCCCACCGUCCACCCCACACCUCUCCACAGAUUUUUGUGGGAAAUUCUUUGUCAGGUCGCGUGGCGAGACCAAGGCGAGAACCAAAAGGGUGCUAAUCCUGUCAUUAUUUCUGUGAGCAUUCACACACAGGUUAUUUUCCAUCAGUUAGUUUGAGGUGAUGUCUAUUUAUACUGCAUGACAAACUAGGGGGCUAUAAAGGACGUGGACGUGUGUUCGCAGAGUUUGCAAGGAUCAGCAACUUUACCACUGUACGGCUGCUCCCCACCCCCCGCCGACCCGCUGCCUCCUCAUAGAGUAUCCCUCUAGAUAUGAAGAUCCACAAAUUACAAUACCGAGCGUGUAUAUCUACAGUAUUUAUACAGCAUAAUAAUAGUAAUCUUACAUCAGUGCGUCUAUUUCGUUGCACUUUAAAAGAAUAUUCCAACAAACAGGAUUGAUGCAGAGAUGAUGCCAUUUGCAUGUGCGUAUUGUCUUAGUAUGCUACAAAGGAAGGAGGCUCCUGUGUCUCGGCUGCUUACCAUCUGUAAUAAGUUCAGCGACUGACCACCAGGAGGGACCACACCGUAAUCUUUAAACUUCACGCGCAGUGUGGGUUUUUUUUUCAAAAUGUGAUACAGACCCCCCCCC
Messenger RNA from Neolamprologus brichardi, 2116 nucleotides. RefSeq names its product ATPase Na+/K+ transporting subunit beta 2b (gene atp1b2b). Gene Ontology annotation, cellular component: sodium:potassium-exchanging ATPase complex. The record is from RefSeq and is a predicted model, not a curated record. Gene Ontology annotation, biological process: potassium ion import across plasma membrane; intracellular sodium ion homeostasis; intracellular potassium ion homeostasis. Lineage: Eukaryota; Metazoa; Chordata; Actinopteri; Cichliformes; Cichlidae. Gene Ontology annotation, molecular function: ATPase activator activity.